Dibothriocephalus latus is the source of this 963-nucleotide messenger RNA. NCBI's taxonomy places the organism in Eukaryota, Metazoa, Platyhelminthes, Cestoda, Diphyllobothriidea, Diphyllobothriidae. The record is from the annotation of a GenBank genome assembly.
AUGGAUUCCGAGCAACAAAAACCUUCAAUCGGUAGGCCCAAUGCAGGAUUGGUGAGACCGGUGUUAUGGCUCCUACCGUUUCUCAUCCUCCUCCUGCUUCUAACCGCCGUUCUCGAACAGAAACCUCGGACACAAGAGCCCCUGAUAGUCAUUAGCCUGGACGGCUUCCGUCAUGAUUACAUAGAAAUCGUGAAGCGACGCUUUGGACACAUUAGUCUUCCGAACUUUGACCGGUUAAUGCGCGAGGGAGUGCGUGCCAUGCGUUGUAUCAACGUGUUCCCCACGAGUACCCUACCCAACCACCAGACCCUUGUAACCGGUCUUUAUCCCCAACACCACGGAGUCACUGCAAACACAAUGUUUGAUGAGCGUCUGCCUGGACGCGUGCUUUCCAUGCUCAAUGAGACCAGUCUCAGCGAGGACCCCUGGUUGGACGGGUGGCCGGAGCCCAUUUGGCACACAGCACAGCGCCACGGAGUUCUUACCGGCACAAUGUUAUGGCCAAUCACGGAUAGGCCGGUGGACGGCGAUGUGCCGUUUCAGCGCAUGUCACAGUUCAAGUACAAUGCACCAGGCGAGCUACACUAUCCCAACAAGAGGAGAGUGGAUGAUGUGAUUGGUUGGCUGACUAGCAGUCGCUAUAACCUGGGCCUUGUGCUUGUCUAUUUUAGUGAUAUUGACAUAAUGGGGCAUUUCUUUGGACCACAUAGCGUGCAGACAGCCGAAGCAAUCAUUCAGCUGGAUGGAGUACUGGGGUACUUUCUAGACAAGCUUGAACAAUAUGACCUUCGCUGGCGUACCAAUCUGAUUGUCUUGUCUGACCACGGAAUGACCGAAAUUUCGAAAGAUCGAAUAAUUGUGCUAGAAGAUUUUGUCGACUCGAGCUGGUACACCUUUCCACAGUUAACACCAGUUGGUCUUAUUUAUCCUGUCCCGGGUACGACGGAAAGUGCUACAUCAUAG